Molecule: messenger RNA, 517 nt
Organism: Porites evermanni
Lineage: Eukaryota; Metazoa; Cnidaria; Anthozoa; Scleractinia; Poritidae
Source: the annotation of a GenBank genome assembly
CUGGAAGCAGGAGGAACUGUUCGUUCUGCCCAUGGUUGCACGGGCUCGUUUCGCAACAUUUAACAUUCUUUUUCGCGCUGUUAUUAGUCCAUUGAAAGUUCUAAGAUCCGGGUCACUUAAAUUUAGUCUCAGUUCUUGUGUACAGAUUAUGUGUUCCACAAAGAAAUCCUUCGAACGACUUCCAAUCAACGUGGUUCCAAAGAACUAUGCGCUGACUCUUCAACCAAAUCUGACGGAAUUCUCCUUUACUGGUAAAGAAGUAAUAGAAGUAGAGGUGAGUAUUCGUAUUUUCCAUUUGUUUUCGACGCAAACGCAUAGUUAUAGCUAUAUUUUUUUGUAAUGAAUGGUAAUUGAAAGGCGUUCUUAUGAUUUGUUAAAUUAGCCACAGGCAUCCCAACAUAGUAGCUAUGGAGAAACAUUAAAUUAACUUAACAAAUUUUGUUAAUUUUAUGUUUUCAAGGUUAAGGAGGAAACUGAUAAAGUGAUCAUCAACUGCUUGGAUAUAACUGUCAAGUCA